CAUAUAUUCAGCAGCAGUGAUGUGGUUGCAAGUUAUUAAAACUACAGAAGAGCAGUUGAAGAUGAGGUGAAAUUGCACCUCAUCUACUCUGUAUGAGUGCUGCUAAUCAUGUAAAGAACGGUGUAAAGGGGGAUCCAGAUUGCGAACAUGGUGAAACCUUCAAUGUCACCAGUAUAAAGCAGAGUCUGUUAUCUCCCGCCUAUCUGCACACCAACAGCACAAGUCAUACUUGGGCAUUUUCCGCUGUUGCUGAACUUAUAGACAAUGCGUACGACCCAGACGUCAAUGCGACCCAACUGAAAAUUGACAUUGCUGACAUCGAGGGGAUGACAUGCUUGACAUUUUUGGAUAACGGCGCUGGAAUGUCCCCGCAUACUUUGUAUAAGAUGCUUUCUUUUGGUUUUUGUGACAAGGACAAAUACGCUGUGACUCGCCACAAACCGGUUGGUCACUAUGGUAACGGCUUUAAAUCUGGCAGUAUGAGGCUUGGGAGAGAUGCACUCGUGCUGAGCCGACACGGCCACGGCAAAGAUAGUAUCGUUAGUGUGGGCUUGUUGUCUCAGACGUAUCUAGACGCAAUUAAGUCAGAGACAAUACUAGUACCAACUGUAAGCUGGUCCUACGUAACACACGAGCGUAUUGAGUCCCCUGAUGCUGAGGCCAGUCUACAGAGUAUUAUCAGGUUCAGCAUUUUCAAAAACGAGGCUGCAAUUCUCUCCACUAUUGCUACAAAAAUAAAAAAGACAGGAACGUACAUAUUGAUCUACAACCUGCGAAAGAGUGCCACCGGAGAGCAUGAGUUUGACUUCAAGAAGGAUGCAACAGAUAUCUGUAUUGUGGAGGACGAAACAACAACAGAUAACAUGCUGUACGCUCCCCAGGAUAGGAUCAACACUAAUCCUACUACCUAUUACUCACUUCGGGCAUACUGUUCAAUCCUGUUCCUCCGACCAAAGAUGCAAAUAUUCGUGCGGAGCGUAAAAGUUAAAACUAAACUUAUAAAGAAGUCACUCUCUAAGACACUAGUGGAUACCUAUAGGCCUCAAGGAGUAGACAGACUCCAGAAAAUAGUGUUUGGUUUCAGUCCUGAGACCGAGAAUUAUGGGAUCAUGAUGUACUACAGGAACAGACUUAUUAGAAGUUAUGUCAGAGUCGGAUAUCAAACUAAGCCAAACAGCAUGGGAGCCGGUGUAGUCGGGAUUAUUGAGUGUAACUACCUUACACCAACUCAUAACAAACAAGAUUUCGAUUACAACAAACAUUACCGCUCAACCAUGUUCGCUUUAGGACAGAAACUCAAUGAUUACUGGAACGAGAAGUGUGGUGACCAGGAAAUGCCCCCGGAAACGGUUUCAGAACUAGUUCCAGACCAACUGUGGGUUCAGUGCGAGAACUCUGACUGUUUGAAGUGGAGGAAAGUUCCUGGUAACCUUACUCCAGAUGACCUUCCUGAAAAGUGGUAUUGUAAAGAUAACUCGGAUCCCAACUAUGCGAGCUGUGAUUCUCCAAUGGAGCAGGAGGAGAUGGAACAGGAUUCUGAACCUUAUGUCAAAACCUUUAAACGAAAUAAGCAGAGGGCAGCAGAAUCACAGAGAGUAGCAGACUUGAUCAUGGAGAGACAAAGACAAGCUAAGAUCAUGGAACAAGCGCAAAGAAAUCAGAAUCAGAUUACUGGUGGUCCCGUUUUCACUGUUGGUAGCAUGCAACGUAUCCCGAACGGACCACAAAAUGGAGCUAACGGGACAGCUAUAUCAGUUGAUGAUGACGAGAUUAGGAUUCUACCCUCCUCCCCCGCUGCUCGAACUUUCAACUCUAACCAACCCAUCACUUCGCAGGUUGUGUCACAAAACGCGGCAGCUGUAGCCAUGAAACAACGCAAACCUAACAACGAUGACGAUGAGCUCGUUGUAACAGCUGUAACACAAGCGAGAACACCCCUCACGAAACGACCCGCCCCCCAAACCCCAGUCAACCUGUCUAACAAGAAAAACAAAACAGCCAGCGCACAUCUGUUUAUCGUAGACGGUCCCAACACGAUAAAAGAAAUGGGGCUGACCAGCCCUGAGGACCAACAGAUAGUCACUAAACUUGUGAAACUUCACCCUAAAACCAGAUGGAAUCUCUUAGUUAGCAGAACUCUGCAGCUUAGGGACUUGCGAAGUCAGGUUUGUGCUUUACUCCAAAUGCUGGUUCCAGAGCUUGAUCAGAAUGCUGUAGGCGUCAAAACGGAGCCAGUGGACGGAACUAAACUCGUCUCACUCCUAAACCAGGUUUUAGAGGCUAACCAAGCCGGCGACGACGGACCCUCGUCCCAACUCACGACCUCAUCAGAGCAACCAGUCAAUUCACAAACUGCAAAUUCCUCUAGUUCAUCAACCGUAAAAACAGAAAUUUUUAAUCCAUCCAGUUAUAGGGGCGCCAUUUGAUUGAGGCCGAAUGUUUUUGUGGCUAUUAUCAUAUGAUAGAUUGAAGUGCCUUUUUUAAUCAAAUUUAAAUUAUUUUAUAUAUUGGAGCCGUAAUCGUAACUUCGUUACUACGUUGUGAAGCACCCUUACUCUGCCAUUUAAAAAAAGAGUAACAUUAAAUUCGUAUUUGGAAGAUUAUUUGUAUUGAGAAAAUGGCGUUUUAAAAAUUAGUUGACGCACUUGAAAUAGUCAUGUUGUUUUCAGAUAGCUAUCUUGAUCAGCAGAUUCAAGUAAGAAUUUACGUUGAUAUCAUAAUUCAUAAUUAGCUUUUAUAUUGAUCAGGAUCUGUCCACUAAGUUUUCAACCAAUUUUAUCAAAUAAAUAAAUCAUGUACUAUUAAGUUUUAGAGUAGGUUUUCGUUAGUUGUUUCCUGAGUCAUGAGUAAACAUCAGUAUUUGUAUCAAUCGCAUUUGUAUCAAUCGCAUUUUUACAUAUUUUGGCUGUAUGUAUAAAAUUUUGAUUGUGAUGACACUAGUAUUAAUAUGAUGGCAUUCAAAUAAAAGUUAUAUUUAACGAUAGUCCUAGUUAAUAAUCUCAUAUUUUAUCGAUUCACUCUAUUUAUUUAUACCGUUACACUGUCAACUGUAGACGUAACUAUGAAAAGAAUUUUCUUUGUA
Molecule: messenger RNA, 3082 nt
Organism: Bolinopsis microptera
Lineage: Eukaryota; Metazoa; Ctenophora; Tentaculata; Lobata; Bolinopsidae
Product: MORC family CW-type zinc finger protein 3-like
Exons: 16
Coding region: 93-2426 (777 amino acids)
Cellular component (GO): nucleus
Molecular function (GO): zinc ion binding; ATP hydrolysis activity
Source: RefSeq, a predicted model, not a curated record